Dissoconium aciculare CBS 342.82 is the source of this 1135-nucleotide messenger RNA. RefSeq lists its product as uncharacterized. The record is from RefSeq and is a predicted model, not a curated record. The coding region runs from base 302 to 1135 and encodes 277 amino acids. NCBI's taxonomy places the organism in Eukaryota, Fungi, Ascomycota, Dothideomycetes, Mycosphaerellales, Dissoconiaceae. The transcript has 2 exons.
GGCACCAUACGCGACUUACCACAAGCUAUCUCUUGGGAUGAGAUGUCAUUAUUGAAGUCAACUAUAUUCAGAUUAAGAACGCAGAGAGACGACUAUGGUAUGAUCCAUCGCCUUCACCCUCUAUAGCUGACAGGGCUGCGACCUCUGCAUGCGACCUGCUCGAGAUUGAAACAAGCACAGUUAGAUAAGAAACCCCACGGCGUUCGAGAUCUUCAUUAGAUAAGAUUAUACGAUAUUCAUCCUUUAUUCCAGUUCAGACGUAUACGAUCCACCGUUGAUCCGCGAUAUUGCUCACGGCGUCAUGUGGUUAAUCGACACUCAUAAGCUCAUACUGUGUGGCUUCAUUGAGCCCCCGCCGUAUGCUGUUUUAUCUCAUCGGUGGCGAGAUGAAAAGAUAACUUUCGGCAUGAUGCAACAAUCUGAUCCCGAUCAUUUUGAGCAUGGCCCCGAUCUUCACAUUGAAUCCCGGAAGCGGCGGCUUGAGAAUUGUGCUGGAGGUAAUAAGAUCAUCCACGCUUGCGAGAAGGCCAGGCAGGAUGGCAUCGAUUGGAUCUGGAUCGAUACAUGCUGUAUAGACAAGACCAGUAGUGCGGAACUCAGCGAGGCCAUUAACUCCAUGUAUCGCUGGUAUAGACAAUCAAAAGUUUGCUACGCAUUUCUUGAUCACAACCCUUGGACAGAAAGUGAUUGGUUUGAACGAGGCUGGACUCUGCAGGAGCUCCUGGCGCCUGGAGAUGUGCGCUUUCUCGACGCAAACUGGGAUCUCGUGGGCACCCGCGUCUCCUCCGCAGAGCUGAUAUCUGAGCGCACGGGUAUCGAUGCAGGGCUUCUGCGCGGUUCUCCGAGCUCCAUGCUGAGCCAUUAUUCCGUUGCACAGCGGAUGGCAUGGGCAGCUCACCGUAAGACGACACGACUGGAAGAUCGUGCAUACUCGUUGAUGGGACUGUUCGAUGUCACGAUGCCACUCAUCUACGGUGAAGGAGAACGAGCUUUUGAAAGACUACAAGAGCAAAUUAUUCAGAGCUCUGACGAUCAGACAAUACUGGCCUGGGAUCGCUAUCUGGCGCCGUGUUCACAUACUCCACUCACGGGCAGCGUGUCUCACGAAAUCGAUGGCGAGAGACGUUUGCAGUAA